Diorhabda carinulata is the source of this 731-nucleotide messenger RNA. Its product is annotated as WW domain binding protein 1-like. NCBI's taxonomy places the organism in Eukaryota, Metazoa, Arthropoda, Insecta, Coleoptera, Chrysomelidae. The transcript has 4 exons. The coding region runs from base 102 to 686 and encodes 194 amino acids. The record is from RefSeq and is a predicted model, not a curated record.
CAUUUAUAACAAGAUAUGACAUUUGACGUUCAUAUAGUCCAAAUUUGACGAAGUGUUAACAUUUUAUAAAUCUGUCGAGCUGCAUUACCAUCAUAUAAUAUAUGAUAAAAAUAUAUCUAUUUAAGCGUCAUUAUGACGAAGUACUUCAAAAGGAAUUUAACAUGAACGAUUCUUUCCCAAUAUCCGGUUGGAAAGUAUGUCCUGCAGCAUCAGUAGGAUCUCAAAAAUUUCCAUAUAUCUGUUAUAUCACAGAAAAUUGUUGUGAAGCAGGAUGUUGUGCCAAUCGUACAUAUCAUCAUUUCAAAUCGUGGUAUUUCUGGUUAAUAUUAAUUUUGAUAUUCGGCAUUAUGUACUCUUGUGUUUGGUACUGUAUGAAAAUGGAAAGACUCCGAAAAAAACGCGAAAGAGAAGAAUUGAUGAACCGUAGUCGGUUUAUGACGCAAUCACCUUCGAGUUCACCUAGAGCUUUAGGCGACACAUUUUGCGCGAUAGAUUUCGAAAAAUUCAAUAGAAACGAAUUCGAUAAAAAGGGACUUCCUAAAUACGAAGAAGCCUUAAAUAUGCCUAAGAUCAAAUCUACACAAGUUGCGGAAGUUCAUAUUUACGAUGAUUUAAAUACAGAUGGGUUGCCUACUUAUGACGACGUCAAUAAUAAUAAUAAUAAUGCUAAUAUGAAUAAAUAUUGAAUAAUGUAUUUGUGGCAAAAAACAACUAAAUAUGAAAACAGAAAA